Molecule: messenger RNA, 2646 nt
Organism: Diabrotica virgifera virgifera (western corn rootworm)
Lineage: Eukaryota; Metazoa; Arthropoda; Insecta; Coleoptera; Chrysomelidae
Product: zinc finger protein 501-like
Exons: 2
Coding region: 700-2235 (511 amino acids)
Source: RefSeq, a predicted model, not a curated record
AAACUGACAACGAAUAGCAAUGAAGGGGGCCCCUAAACCUGCAGCGCCCAGGGCCCGAAAUUAGGUUAAACCGGUAGCGGUACUGUCUUUGGGGUAUUGUUAUGCAUUGAGUAUUUAAAAUAAAAACAUGAAAUGUAUUUAAAAUGAAGAAUUUGUGUACGGUAAAUGUUUUAUUAAGUUGCUCAUAUUACGUACAUAUGUUUCAAUACAUACAUAUGUUUUUAUUACGAAUUUUAGAUGAUGAUUUACUUUAUUUUUUAUGAAAUUUUAACCUUCAACGAACACCCACCACUGGCAACCCAUUGUUAUUUUUGACGUGACCGCCAUGUUUCUGGUGACAAACAAACAACAAACCAAAAACUGGCUUCACUUUUGGAACGUGUGUGUUAAAUGGGUGUUACCCGUCCUCUCUUUUUUCCUUGUCUAAGAUUCUACCAAAUCACACAACACUUUUUUCUAUGUUCGCCAGAUGUGUACGCGCCUUUAAUUAAAUAAGUGCAGCUCCCAGCUGGCAGCUGCUAGCUCGCUGCUCGGCUCGGAUGAGGCUCGCUCUGCCUGCUCACUGGCAUAGUGGAUAGUGGCAGGCAAACGCCAAAACAAAAAAGUAAAUAGUAAAAAGACCAAAAGUGAAAAAGCAAAAAUCAUAGAGCAAAAUACAACCACAAAUUGAAAUUGGCUAAUAAAAUCAAUUUUAAUAAUAUGGAAACAAAUCAAGAAGCUGGUGUGAAAACUUGUAAAGUAGAAACAGAUAUUGAGCCAUUUGAUGGUUCCUUAGUAAAGUAUAUUGAUAGUGUGAAGACUUGUAAAAUAGAAACAGAUAUUGAGACAUGUGAUGAUUCCUUGGAUGGCUUCAAAAUUGAAAUCAAGGAAGAGCCCAAAAGAGAAUGUGCAUCCGAAGAUGAAGCAUUUGAUUAUUUAGACUUAAAAGAAUUCCCCCUAAAAACUGAAGCAGAACAAGAUGAUGAAUAUAAAUUGACACUAUUUGAAGAAAACCAAACAACAAAUGAAGAAAGUGGUUCCCAAGAGGAGAAUCGAAUGGAAAUCAAGGAAAUGUCACAUUCAUCUCAUGAAGUAACAGCUCAACAUACUGAAGGAAAAAUAUUAAAUAAAAAUAAGAAAGUUGCGGGUGGACACAGACCUUACAACUGUGAAAUUUGUUUAAAGCAGUUUCGUCAUGCAUCACAUUUGAAGGUUCAUAUGAGAAUACACACUGGCAAGAAGCAUUACAAGUGUGAAAUUUGCUUAAAGCAAUUUUCUCGAAGGGCUUGUUUACCUCGACAUAUGAAAAUUCACACUGGAGAAAAACCUUCCCAGUGUGAAAUUUGUUUAAAGCAGUUUAUCCAAAAGAGUAAUUUGGAAAGACAUUUGAGAUUGCACACUGGGGAACAGCCUUACAAGUGUGAAAUAUGUUUUAAGAAAUUUACUAAAUCAGAGAGUUUGAAAAAGCAUUUGAGAGUGCACACUGGAGAAGAGAAUUACAAAUGUGAAAUUUGUUUUAAGAAAUUUACUGUACCACACAAUUUGAAAAGGCAUUUGAGAGUCCACACUGGCGAAAAGCCUAACAAGUGUGAAAUUUGUUUUAAGCAGUUUAGUCAUUCAUAUGAUUUGAAAAAACAUUUGCGAGUGCACACUGGAGAAGAACCUUACAAGUGUGAAAUUUGUUUUAAAAAGUUUAUUGAAUCAGGAAAAUUGAAAAGGCAUUUGAGAGUGCACACUGGAGAAAAGCCUUAUAAGUGCAAAAUUUGUUUAAAGCAGUUUUCUCAGAAAAGUCAUUUGAAUACACAUUUGAAAUUUCACACCGGGGAAAAGUUUUACAAGUGUGAAAGUUGUUUUAAGCAAUUUAGUCAUUCAUCUGAUUUGAAGAAACAUUUGCGAGUGCACACUGGAGAAAAGCCUUAUAAGUGUGAAAUUUGUUUUAAGAAUUUUACUGAAUCAGGAAGUUUGAAAAAGCAUUUGAGAUUGCAUUCUGGAGAAACACCUUACAAGUGUGAAAUUUGUUUUAAGCAAUUUAGCCAAUCAUAUGAUUUGAAAAAACAUUUGCGAGUGCACACUGGAGAAAAGCCUUACAAGUGUGACAUUUGUUUUAAGGGAUUUACUGAAUCAGGAAGUUUGAAAAGGCAUUUGAGAGUGCACACUGGAGAAAAGCCUUAUAAGUGUGGACGUUGCCCUAAGGAAUAUACUAAAUCAGAAAAUCUGAAAAAGCAUUUGAUAGUGCACACUGAAGAAAAGCCUUAAAAGUGUGAAAUUUGUUUGAACCAGUUUACUAGUUACAAGUAAUUUGAAAUCACAUUUGAAAGUGCACACUGGAGAAAAGCCUUAAGUAUGGUGUUAAAUGUUUUUAAAACAAUUGAGUAUUAAAAUCAUUUGAAGGCACAUUCGAGAAAAACAUUUGGGAACACAUACUUAAGAAAAACUUAAGAUGUGUGAAACUUAUUUCAGAAUUUGGCAUCAUUUAAGAAGUAUCUGAAUGUGACAAAGGCUGUCCUCAAAGACAAAUAACAUUUUCUCUAAUCCAAGCUAAACUAGAGGCUCUAUUAAAUAAUAAUACUAAUAAUCUCAUUAUUGUAAUUAUUGUCUGUUAGAUUUUGUAUAAUAUACACAUAUUAUGUGAAUAGAUAAACUGUGUCAAUAUUAAAUAAUUUAAAU